AUGGCACUGAAUUCAGCUACAAUGGCGCAUUCUCUCCGGUGCUGCCCAGCCGGGGCCGCGAUCCGUCGAUCGUUAUCCACGCGCGCCGGCAGUUUCCUCGGAUGCCCUAAUUAUAGCAGCGGUAGAAUAACCUUGAAGAUGGCUCGCGCUUCCCCUGCCGCCUCCGCCCCCGCCCCGGAACCCUUGCCGGCGUUGCCGCCUUUGCCGUGGUGGGCGGAGGACAUGCUUGCGGAGGACGACGAUUACUUCCCCCUCACGGACGUGGAUCCGGCCGGACAGGGACGGGAAGAGCUGAGUGCUAUAUGGGGCGCACUCGUGGCCUCCCCGCUCGAAUCCACUUCCCUCGCGCUGCGCGAAAUCAUGGCCGCCGGCAACGUCUUCCGCUGCCGCAGCUUCCACGCGGGCGUCCUCUCUGGUGCAUUGUUAGUACUCGCUGGUGUCUACCAGCUCUGGCAGGUGGCACCUACCCUUUUUCUGGACGUUGUUCUCGGAUAUAUGUUCUACAAGUUAAGUGAUUUAGCAGCAGAGUUGAAAAGGAAUGGCAGGGCAAAUGAUAUUUGUGCACGAAUACAACUAGUUCUUCUACUUAUAUUGUCUUUCAAGGACAACAGUGCUUAUCAGGGUUUCUACGGUGUUCUUGUGGAUUUGAUCUGGACGCUUAAUAUAUAUCUAUACAUCAUAACGGUUUACUACGAAUUCGUCGGCAUAAAGCACCUCAGAAUCUAUUGGCUUGGGAUUUACAGAACUCUCCGCACCAAAGGUGGACUGAUGAAGGUGGUGAAGCUUACCAUCCGUGAUAUGUUUGGAUGGGUCAAUAAGCUCUACCAGGAUGAUGCAAAUGAUGGGUGA
Triticum turgidum subsp. durum (durum wheat) is the source of this 849-nucleotide messenger RNA. NCBI's taxonomy places the organism in Eukaryota, Viridiplantae, Streptophyta, Magnoliopsida, Poales, Poaceae. The record is from the annotation of a GenBank genome assembly.